CGACAUUGAAGAGAAAAAUAAAAAGAAAAAGAAAAAUGCCACUGAAUAAAAACAACUCUGUCUCCUCCUCCACUUAAAUAAAUGUGUACAACAAUUAUGGAAAGUGUGCAAUAAGAAUAUUAAAAUUAAAAUAAAUCUAGAUUCCUUUUCAGUCAGUGUAGUUAUUAUUAUCACACUAUUAUUGUUCGUUGCUUUCUUCGCGCGCUGCACUUUGUUUUCUUGAACACACCGCGUAAGUGUUCGACGAAAUGCCUGAACCAUGCAAUCUAACACCGCACCCUUUCCUUCGGUGUUUUUUCCUCAUUUGACACUUUCUCUCUUUCCCCCUAUCUUUGUGUCGUUCCCUUCAUCGAGGAAGGUGCAACGGUUCGCGGUUCUUAGCGAGCUUGGUUUAGUUUUUGGGCGCGAGGGUUUUUCCCUCAGGAAAGGGAAUUGUUACUCUCACAAGGAUUUGUGUUGGUCUUGCUCUCGAUUCUUGACGAGGUGUAAGGAUUGGGUUGGAGAUUUAUCGUCUCUAGAGGAGGAGAUUUUGGAGUUUAUGAAGAAUUCGGAUAACCCAGAAACGUUUCCUUCAAAGGAGGAGUUGAUUAAAGCUGGGAGAUUGGAUUUGGCUGAAGCUAUUGUGAAAGAAGGUGGGUGGCUUUCUUAUGGGUGGGAUUUGAGUGAUGGGUCAGUUGAAAGUGUUGAUUUUGAAGGUGGGAGUCGCAGUGAAAUUGAUGGGAAUGGAACUAGAGUUUAUGGGGUUGAUGAUUCUUCCUCUUCUUCUGAAGAUAACUCUUCUCAACCAGCUGAAUCAGUGGAAGUAGAAGUUGAGGAGUCUGGCAUUGAGGGUAUCCUAAAUCGGCUGGAGAAACACAGAAAUAGUUCUUUUGGACGUGGAUUCGGAGAGAAAGAAGAUGGUAUUUCUCCUGACAAUAAAAAAGAUAAAAAGGAACUGGAUUAUAGAACCACAACAGACGGAGUAGCUACCAAUGUUGACAAUAAUAGUAGACCAUGUGCAUUGAACCCAACAACCAGUCCUCUCAGUGGUUCCCAGAUCAAACUUGAUCAGCACAGAUCUCAAUUAGGUUCUGAUAAUUCAAGAAACUCAAUUAAGCCAGAGACGUGGAGAAGUUGGAUUGUUCAGAGGACCGGUUUUUCAGAAGCAGAUUUUGAAGAUGCUGAAAUUGUUCCCAGUGAAAUUCAAAAAGGAGGUAUGAACAAUGUUUCAGGUCAACCUGGAAUGGUCAAAACAGGAGUAGAUUCUCUUGACCUAGUUGGAAAUGCAAAUCACAAUGACAUAAAAUCCCGUAUCCAGCUUCUGGAAUCAGAGCUAUCCUCGGUGCUUCACUCAUUGAGGACUAACACCAAUGAAGUUAGAAUGCUGACGGUAAGGACUAACACCAAUGAAGUUACAAUGCUGACGGAGCCAGAGAACUCUUCUGACGAUCUCGCAAAGCUUUCUGAUGUGUGGGAAUUCCAGGAAACUGAAAUCAUGAAUGCUCAAGCCAGACUGCGUUCAUUACGUGCUAAGCUGGCUGUGUUAGAAGGAAAGAUGACAUUGGCAAUAAUGGAUGCCCAGAAGGUCCUGGAUGAGAAGCAGAAGAAGAUUGAUCAUGUCGACAAAGCUUUGAAACUUCUGAAGACUACUUGUGUAGUUUGGCCUAAUAUUGCUACAGAAGUAUUUUUAGUAGGAUCAUUUGAUGGUUGGUCCUCCCAGAGAAAGAUGGAGAAAUCAGAAACUGGUAUGUUUUCUGUGUGUUUGCAGCUGUAUCCUGGAAAAUAUGAGAUCAAGUUCAUCGUUGACGGUGAAUGGAAAAUUGAUCCGUUGCGUCCAUUGGUUAACAAUAAUGGCCAUGUGAAUAAUCUUCUUGUCGUUCAUGAUUGAUGUAACAAAAAGAUCAAGUGAGGAUGAGAAAAUAUCUGUAGAACACAGGAGAAGAUUACAUGCAUUAGGUUAGUCACCCAAUUUUUUAGCCAAUUUUUCACUCUUGUACAAAGUACAGAGUGAGUAGCUCAUUCUUUUACUUGGUCCUUGUAACACUUGUAGAUGUAGAUAUUUUGAGUAAUAACAAACUAUUCACAUUCAAUCCUUUUUAACACGUUCAUAUAGCUGUGCAACUGGUGUCACACCGUAAUGAUAGGAGUCAAUGUUAGUGGUUUGGGUUUCAAUGUUGUUCUUAGCAUACUCCCUGAUUAAUUGUGGAAGAUGAGAAGUGGUUUAAUUAAGUAUAUUUGAACGGUUCUAGAA
Messenger RNA from Cicer arietinum (chickpea), 2230 nucleotides. RefSeq names its product protein PTST homolog 2, chloroplastic. The record is from RefSeq and is a predicted model, not a curated record. NCBI's taxonomy places the organism in Eukaryota, Viridiplantae, Streptophyta, Magnoliopsida, Fabales, Fabaceae.